This is a messenger RNA of Mya arenaria, 1503 nucleotides long. RefSeq names its product inositol oxygenase-like. Bases 220 to 1074 code for a protein of 284 amino acids. The transcript has 6 exons. Gene Ontology annotation, biological process: inositol catabolic process. The record is from RefSeq and is a predicted model, not a curated record. Gene Ontology annotation, molecular function: iron ion binding; inositol oxygenase activity. Gene Ontology annotation, cellular component: cytoplasm. NCBI's taxonomy places the organism in Eukaryota, Metazoa, Mollusca, Bivalvia, Myida, Myidae.
GCUUGCAAAUAGUAUACAGCUGAUAACAACAUGAUGUGUUCAACUGUUAUCUUAGUCUUGGCGAUUAAAGAAGAGCAGAGCGAGACUUAUCUUUAGGUUACCAGUUCAAAAGAUGUGUUGACGAACUAAUUGUUUUAUAAAGGAGAAUAUAUAACGAAUAACUUCACAUUUUUUCUGAUAUUAUCAUAGCUAUUAAAGCAGGCUUACUCGUGCUGCAAGAUGAGUACUGCAGCAGCCGUGCACGUGCAGCUGGAGGACCCUAGCGACUUCCGGCCGGAACACAAGGACAAGACAGACUUCCGGGACUUCCGUAUUCACACCGUUCCUGAGAGAGUCAUCAAGGUGUACACUGCCAUGCAUAAGAACCAGACGUACGCCUUUGUGAAAGAGAAAAUGAGUACAUGGUGCAAGUUUGACCACGCCCAGAUGACGAUGAUGGAAGCCCUAGAUAUGCUAUCUGCGUUCAUUGACGAGUGUGACCCCGAUGUCGACGUCCCCAACGCUGUUCACGCCUACCAAACGGCGGAAGGUAUCCGGAAGGCACACCCCGACAAGGAGUGGCUUCAGGUGGCGGGGCUUAUCCACGACGUCGGCAAGAUCAUGGCCAUCUGGGGCGAGCCUCAAUGGUGCGUCGUCGGUGACACUUUCCCCGUCGGAUGUGCGCCGAGCAAGCACAUUGUUUUUGAUGCUCAGUUCUUCAACGACAACCCUGAUACCAAUGACCCCAAGCUAAGCUCCAAAUUGGGCGUGUACACAGAAAACUGUGGGCUGGAGAAUGUGCUCAUGUCAUGGGGGCACGAUGAAUACCUGUACCGGGUCCUCAAAGCCAACACCUGCCACCUGCCGGAUGAAGCUAUGUAUGCUGUCAGGUUCCAUUCCUUCUAUCCGUGGCACAUGAGCGGGGACUACAUGUAUCUCUGUAACAACAAGGACCUUGAGAUGCUCCCCUGGGUCAACGAGUUCAACAAGUUUGACCUCUACACCAAGUGUCCCGACAUGCCCGAUAUCGACACGCUCCGGGAGUAUUACAGCAAGCUGGUCGAUAAAUAUGUGCCCGGCAAACUGAAGUGGUAAAACUCUGUACCUGGCGGAAUAUUGACACCAUCGUGGAAGGAUGACCGACCAUAGAGACCAUGUGUUUACAUACAAAAUAAUGUACAGUCUUGCAAUUUCGGUAUAUGAAUAAAAGUGACAGUAUGUUUUGCUAGUAUUGUAAAUAAAACAAUUAUAUUGACACCAUGAGGUUCCAAAAUAAACGAGGAAUCAACUUUAGUGAAAUAAGGUAUAAAAACUACUCUUCGUGAGUCUUCGUUGACAAUCUGACAAUCGACGGCUUCUGCAGACCGUUUUGUCGCUGUUUAUGUAUGCAUUGCUUUUAAAUUAUAUAUCGCUUUGCAAUAUUUUUUUACUUGUUGUAUUUUGAUUUGAUUACAACGCCAAAGUAUAUGAUUAUGCCAUCUUAUCAUACAUUAUACUGGUUCAAAUAAACGGAGUUAGUUAGUA